GUAAAAGUUAAAUUGUUUAUUACCUCCUCUAAUGUCAAGAAAUUAUAGACUACGAAUGUCAAAACAAUCAGAUUUUUAAGUUUUAUGUUAUCUUCAGAGUUUGUAAUUUGCUAUUUGCUUACAAAUAAUAUUUCUCACAAUAAUGGCUAUACAUAAAUAUUUUAUAGUAGUUUCGUUUAUUAUUCUCAAUUCGUUGAACUUCACGUUUGGUAUAUUUUUUCCUUACGUUUACCCUAGAAUAAAGUUUGAGGCAAAACUUCAUGGAGAUGCGGGUGAACCGCUAUUGCUUACACCUUUUAUAGAAAACGGCGAUAUUGAAUCAGCAAGAAAUAUGUCCCGUGUUUUGUUUACUGAAAAAAUCGGCUUUAGAAGUCAUGCAGGAUUUUUAACUAUUAAUGCUAAGUAUAAUUCCAACCUAUACUUUUGGUACUUCCCACCUUUUAAUGAAAACACUGGAGCACCUGUUGUAUUAUGGCUUCAGGGUGGUCCAGGAGGAAGUUCAUUGUUUGGCUUAUUUACAGAAAAUGGUCCCCUCAUAGCCAGAAAAGAUGGAUUCUCAUUGAGAAAAUACCAUUGGGCUCAUGAAAAUCAUCUUAUUUAUAUUGACAACCCAGUCGGAACAGGAUUUAGUUUUACAGAUAAUGAAAAUGGUUACUGUUCUGACGAAAAUUGUGUAGCAAAAGGUUUGUACAACUUUUUGCAGCAAUUUUACAAGCUUUUUCCACAGUUAAGGAAUAAUAAUUUUUUCAUUAGUGGAGAAUCAUAUGCAGGGAAAUACCUUCCCUCCUUAGCUAUGGAAAUUCAUCAGCAAAACCAUCGAGGGUUGACUAAGAUAAACUUAAAGGGACUAGCUUUGGGAAAUGCUUACUGUGAUCCGUUGAACCAGAUGGAUUAUGGAAAUUAUCUCUACCAACAUGGCAUGAUAGAUGAUAAACAAAAAUUAGUUUUCCUCAAGAUGCAGAAGAAAAUAUCUGAUGAAAUCAAGAAACAGAAUUGGGCUGAAGCUGGCAUUCUAAUGAACACAUUAAUGGAUGGAGACCUCACUAACUUCUCGUAUUUUAACAACUAUACAGGCUUUGAGAAUUAUUACAACAUACUAGAGCCUAUAGAUAAAACAAAUGUUAGUAUUUUUGAGGCACUUCUAAACAGUGAUAAAAUAAGGCGCAGUGUACAUGUUGGCGGUCUACCAUUUCACUCUGGUAAAGAUGUUCAAAUGCACUUAGCAUUUGACAUUUUAAAGUCAGUUGCAUUAUCAAUAUCAGAACUUCUUUCACAUUAUCGCCUUAUGUUUUACAACGGCCAGUUGGAUAUUAUAGUUGCAUAUCCAUUGACAGAAAACUUCCUACGUAACUUAAAUUUUUCAUCAGCAGCUGAAUAUAAAGUGGCUAAAAGAAGAAUCUGGAGGGUCGGAGAUGAAAUUGCGGGAUAUAUAAAAAAGGCUGGUAAUCUCACCGAGGUUUUAGUCAGAAAUGCUGGUCAUAUGGUGCCACAUGACCAGCCUAAGUGGAUGUUUGAUCUUAUAACACGAUUUAUUAAGAAUCAAUUAUAAUGCCCCUCAUAACCACACACUUGGUUUUUUUUAAUGAACAAAGUACAGCUUUAUUAUUUUUCUCAUAUCUUUAAUGUAUUUUCAUUAUAAUUUUGUUUUUGUAGUCAUUCCUUACAUGUUUUUUAUUGGAAUUGGAUCUGAUAAUAAUUUGAGAUAAAACACGAUUUGUGAUAUUUUUAUGCCUUUCUGAUGUAUCUAUGAUGCACUAUGACUGUUGUCUUUAUUUAUUAAAAAAAAAACAUUAAAAUUUUU
Danaus plexippus (monarch butterfly) is the source of this 1801-nucleotide messenger RNA. Its product is annotated as venom serine carboxypeptidase-like. Gene Ontology annotation, biological process: proteolysis. The record is from RefSeq and is a predicted model, not a curated record. Gene Ontology annotation, molecular function: serine-type carboxypeptidase activity. The transcript has a single exon. NCBI's taxonomy places the organism in Eukaryota, Metazoa, Arthropoda, Insecta, Lepidoptera, Nymphalidae. The coding region runs from base 143 to 1549 and encodes 468 amino acids.